AUGCACCCCUUCUCGACCGUGACCCUCGGCAUCUUCGUCGCUGGCUACAUCACCGCGCGCUGGGACCUGGUUACACGCCUCUAUGAGCUGGUCUUAUUUGCCGCCGAAUACGGAGUUGUUUUGCGUGCAGCCCGCGGCCUGGUGGUCCUGACUAUUAUCUUCAUCACUAUCUUUGUGCCAGUGGCUCUGCUAGCGAGGGGAGAGACGAGGCUUCGAUCCUUUGUCAUGGUAGAGCAUGACGGGUUAAUGAGAGUGUUUUGGCCGACGGACAUUCGCAGAUCCGAUCGCGCUGGCGUUGUCGUCGGUUGGAGGAACUCGACGCUCGAUGUUUUCGUCGUCACUAUCCUUGAAGAUGUUGAUGCGCAUAAUGUCGAGUUCCAUCUCAAGUCCGGCACCUUCUUCCGGAGUGGCCCCCACUCCCCGAGCCGGAUAUAUGACCUCUGUGGGCAUUCGUCGAUGCAUGUCCUAGGAGUUGCUAACAUAGCAAGCCAAACUGAGGUUGACCCUUCGUGGGUAUGCGCCAAGACAAGCAUCCAUAGCCAAUAUCCCAGGAUUGCCUGUGCCAAGGCCUCUAGCGUCCAGCUUAUCUUAUAUGAUAGGCCUCACCCCAAGGGUAUGCAGUACAUAUCCUUGAACCCGAUUGCGUUAGCUCUAGGAGACAAAGGGUCGUUCCCCGACGAUGUAACGAGUGGCGAAGAUGAUAGCGAAGAGGCGAAGCACGCAGCUGCGAACAAAGAAAAUCGGCGCAAACUAAUGGAGAAGCUCAAACAGCACAGUAUAAUAAAGCGAGUACCCUCCGCCAGAGAUAAGGCGCUGCCCAAAAUCGUCAACCAGGUAAAUUGGUCUUGGGAGCUGGAGCAGGUCCUACAGCAUAACGUAGGGCGGCUUGGCCCAAGGCCAAAACGUGGUCUGAGUGUCUCCGAGAGAGUAGUAGAGUCUGCCACGACAAUGCGGAACUAUGUGCUCGUGCAGUUGUGGACUUUGCUUUCUGUAUACCUCUUCCCGAUUGUGCAGCAGGCCUUCAUUCUGGUGCUUUUCUUCCACCGAGUGUUGGCUGAGAUUUUACUCAUCAUCCUGGAAUUUCGGGCCAAGCCUGGUUAUGCUGCCCUCAAGGAUAUAUCAGCAACAGCCCAGCAGAUUGAGAUUCGCCUCCAGCAGUUUUGCUACUGGCCAAUGCAAUACGUCACUCUCCGCCAGCGCAAGGCCAACUGGGCUAGCGUUACCACCAGUCAUCCGGAUUACAUUCGUUUCUACAACAGUCUAUGGCUUGUUGCCAACGAUGUGAUUAUUGGCAUGGCAGUGGGCUCGUACAUCAUUGAGCACAAGGAGUGGGUUGCAGACCAAAUACGAGAUCUCCUUCGCGUCUAUACCGUGGAAGCUCUUCAAAGUGGCAUAUCGUGGCUGAUGGACUGGCCUGCGGGUCUAAAGCUCAAUGGUGAACUGGCUGCCUUUCUAGGCGAUUUGUUUCUCUGGGUUAUCGACUAUUGGUCAAGCUGCAUCGAGACAUUGAGCCCCGCCCUGCCGCAUAUUAUUUGGUUCGUGGGAUUCUCAUCCUUUGCCGGAGCGAGUAUGCCAAUUUCAAUGUUCUCUGAUCUUUUGUCGGUUCUUACUAUGCACAUUUACUCAUUCUAUCUCGCAUCUGCACGCAUAUAUCACUGGCAGCUCACCAUCCUGCGGUCUCUGUUUCACUUAUUUCGAGGUAAAAAACACAAUGUUCUCCGCAAUCGUAUCGAUUCGUGCGAUUAUGAUCUCGACCAGCUGCUUGUCGGGACAAUUCUCUUCACCCUUUUGUUCUUUCUUUUGCCUACCGUCAUGGUCUUCUAUCUUAAUUUCGCCAUUGGUAGAAUGAUCAUUAUCUCAAUGAAGGCGGGCUUUGAUACGCUACUAUCAUGUUUGAACCACUUCCCCCUGUUUGCCUUAAUGUUGAGAUUGAAGGACCCGAGUAGACUACCAGGUGGCAUUCGUUUUGAACUUCGAGAUACCCAUGAUUAUAAACUUUCCGACGCUAAUGAUAAAAUUUCUAAUGAACCCCCUACCUCUAUUAUUUACCUCAAGUGCAUUCCCCUUCCUUUCCGGGCCAUGUUUCACCAAUACUUUCAACUGGCUCAACGUAUACGAAAGCACUAUUUGUCACCACGGGUGUUGCUUUGUUUGGUAACUGGGCAAUUCGUUCCUCCAAUCAACAGAAAAAAUCUGUAUAGUCUACAGUACAGCAUGUUGCCAGCGAAGAGGGCGACAAUGUGGGAGAUGUGGCGGGCGGUCAAUACGGAAAUUGAGAUUCCUCAGAAGAAACCGUUUCAGCUGCCAAACAUCCCCCAAUUGCAAAAUGGAGGCAAACGGCCAACGGGGUUUGGUAGAGCCAGGUCAUACGCGUGA
Trichoderma asperellum CBS 433.97 is the source of this 2376-nucleotide messenger RNA. RefSeq lists its product as uncharacterized. Gene Ontology annotation, biological process: GPI anchor biosynthetic process. Gene Ontology annotation, cellular component: endoplasmic reticulum; membrane. The record is from RefSeq and is a predicted model, not a curated record. NCBI's taxonomy places the organism in Eukaryota, Fungi, Ascomycota, Sordariomycetes, Hypocreales, Hypocreaceae.